Talaromyces marneffei is the source of this 723-nucleotide messenger RNA. RefSeq lists its product as uncharacterized. The coding region runs from base 1 to 723 and encodes 240 amino acids. The record is from RefSeq and is a predicted model, not a curated record. The transcript has 2 exons. Lineage: Eukaryota; Fungi; Ascomycota; Eurotiomycetes; Eurotiales; Trichocomaceae.
AUGUCAGCUCUUGAUACAGCGCGUAUCAUUAGGCUACCUGAAAAUGCAUACUAUAUCCCCAACUUCAUCACGGUCGAAGAGGAGGAACGGAUUUUGAAAAAGAUAAACUCUGUCCCCAUCCCAAGAUGGACCCAACUCUCUCAUCGACGACUUCAGACGUGGCCAUCUGCGUUAACCAAAUCAAACACUCUUCUAGCAGCGCCUUUACCUGACUGGCUACAUGAUCCUAUCAUCAGUCCAAAAUUCGAAGAGCUCGGUUGUUUCUCAGAUGCACCACACAAGGCACCGAACCAUGUACUGAUAAACGAAUAUUGUCCUGGUCAAGGGAUCAUGCCUCAUGAAGAUGGGCCCGCGUACUACCCACUUGUGGCAACAGUCAGUCUAGCAGCUCCAAUAGUUCUGGAUCUUUACGAGAAGAGAGUAGAGACAGAUAUGACUGGUGCAGAUGAAAAUAUAGGACUCAAAUAUCGGAUUUUGCAAGAACCGCGGAGCUUGUUGAUAACAACAGGCAAUCUAUAUACUCAGUACCUGCACGGGAUUGCAGAUACGCUGAGGGAUGAUGAUUUGACGCCAGAUUCCAUAUGUAACUGGAGUCUCGUUGGAGACCAGCAAGCCUACACGACUGGAGCUUACGAGAGACAGACCAGAGUUAGUCUCACUUACCGCGAUGUACUCAAGGUCGCGAGAUUAGGGAACUCGAUCAAAUUCUUGAAUCGAAAAUGA